AUUGGAGCCCUCAAUACAAAUGCUUGGGCCCUGAAGCUGGCCGCAUUCUUCCACCCAUUCCUCUCCUGCUCCUCUCGCUUGCGUCUGCUCCUCGAUCUCCCCCACAAAUUCUUCAUAAGCUUUCGGCUCCUCGCUCGAACCCUAGUCUCCUGAUCCUCUGCACACCGCCGUCGCCCCGAUUCACGAAUUCUUCUCUCCUUGCACUUGCCUCAGCGGGAAGAGCCUUGUCUAACAGAGUCAGUGGUCGAUACUUAAUUUCUUUUACUUGCUGGAUGCUGGUUGAUGGUGUCAUGGAGAAAACGACGAUCAGGUUUUGUUGUUUAUAUUGUUAUAUUGGCUGAAGAUCAGAAAGGGGUCUUAUGAAAUUUGCAGCUGCCGUUUAUUUCUUGUGGAUAUUGUGAGCAUUCCGCUUCGGUGUACUUCUUUGCUGAGAACGUCUCUAGGGUUCAAUUUUUUGCAUUUGAAGAGAGAGAAGCAUUUGAGACGUCAUUUGUUAUCAACUGAACGUAGCUUCACAUGGGUGAUCAUGGAGUUUGGCCACAGCUAAAUGGCCUACUUCCAAAUGGUCUUUUGCCUGAAGAAAUGACCAAUGCAGCCCAAAUGCGUGAUGCAGAUAGAUGGCUUAAGGCAGAGGUGCAAACUGCUGAGUUGAUUGCACGAAUUCAGCCCAAUCCCUCAUCUGAGGAGCGCCGAAAUGCUGUGGCCAAUUAUGUCCAGCGUCUGAUUACAGACUGCCUCUCCUGCCCGGUUUUUACGUUUGGGUCAGUUCCUCUCAAGACCUAUUUACCUGAUGGAGACAUAGACCUUACUGCAUUCAGUGAUAAUGAGAAUAUAAAAGAUACGUGGGCUGCUACAGUAUGUGCUGUAUUAGAGAGGGAAGAGAAAAAUGAAAAUGCUGAGUUCCGAGUAAAAGAAGUUAAAUAUAUUCAAGCAGAGGUGUGAAAUUUGUUUCUUUUU
This is a messenger RNA of Zingiber officinale, 957 nucleotides long. RefSeq lists its product as uncharacterized. The coding region runs from base 517 to 942 and encodes 141 amino acids. The transcript is spliced from 3 exons. Lineage: Eukaryota; Viridiplantae; Streptophyta; Magnoliopsida; Zingiberales; Zingiberaceae. The record is from RefSeq and is a predicted model, not a curated record.